AUGAGCGACGAAUCACAGCACGGCUUCUCGUGCCCUACAAACCCUCCUCUAUUGAUGACGGAAAGGACAGCCUUCGGCACACGAGGAUGCAUUGUCUACGGCUAUCCCUCUAGUGGCGGGGUUCUCAUCAAGGAGGCCGAUCUCCUUGACAUGCUUUUCCUAUCGCUUUCCCGCUCCCAUGUAUCGCAUCGCGCAUCCAACCCGGACGAAGAGGACACAUUCUGCAAUCUGAUGCGACGUACUGGUGCGACACUGUGGCCGAGUGAACAGGCUUGGAUCGAUGUACAGAUGGGGAUAAGGGAUGCGACAGAAGAAGAAGAAAAGGUGGUAGUGUUUGGUUGGCCGAUGGAUGGGCGCGUCUGCAAGACAUGGCACAGCACCAUCGCGACCUCGCUCUCCCUGCUGCAGACGCUUUUCUUCGCACCGGCCAAACCGCAUAGGGGCCGGACGCCCAACCCCCUGAUAGAAAGUGUCUUCGCGGCCUUCUUCAGCACGAGCCUUGAACAUAAGGUGCCGCGCGGGGAAGCUCUGGAGUCUGUGGCGGCGAGGGGGAGGCUCUGGGCCAUGUUCCGCGCGGGGGCGAGCUGGCGCCGGAUGUACCCGGAGGCGCCGGCGUCGCACAAGAUCGGCUUCAUCCAGGUGCAAGGGAGAUAUGAGCUCACGUGCCUGGGCCUGCCGCGCAACGUGGGGUACUUCGGGGUGUACUGGAGGGAGAAGACAGACGACCCGCCGGUCAGCGCGUACUCAUGGAAGUGCGGGACGGAGGAUGUGACGCUGUCCAAGACGGUCGACGACGUCAGGAUCGUCGUGUGCUCGAUGCUGGGCGGCUCCGGACGCGAACUGGCGACGAAGGGGAAGCUACGUGAGGAGUAUAUGCCCGCGGACCUUGAGCGGUGCAAGGUGGAUCUCGAGUACGCCUCUUCCCAGGACUGGUUUGGGUGA
Molecule: messenger RNA, 942 nt
Organism: Scedosporium apiospermum
Lineage: Eukaryota; Fungi; Ascomycota; Sordariomycetes; Microascales; Microascaceae
Exons: 3
Coding region: 1-942 (313 amino acids)
Source: RefSeq, a predicted model, not a curated record